AUGCCAUCACUUGCGCUGAGGGUGGCGCGCAGCAUUCGCACCUUUGACCUGAAGCACAGCUGCCGCACGCGGCCGUACGCGUGGUACUUUUCCGUUGCUGCACUGUUUGUCACGUGGGCGAACUACGCGCAGUACAAGCGGCUCAAGCCCAUGUACCCGAACUACGAGGAGUAUCGUGUGAAUGAGGGCGGUAGAAUGUUGGAGGCCAAGCGGCAGGAGCUGGCGGAUGUGAUGCGGUACAACAAUAUGGUGAGCACAAUGCGCGGCGAGCUUAGCGCAAAGCGGUGA
This is a messenger RNA of Trypanosoma grayi, 288 nucleotides long. RefSeq lists its product as hypothetical. The record is from RefSeq and is a predicted model, not a curated record. Lineage: Eukaryota; Euglenozoa; Kinetoplastea; Trypanosomatida; Trypanosomatidae. The transcript has a single exon. Bases 1 to 288 code for a protein of 95 amino acids.